UAAUUCCAUGACUUUUGGCGUUGCCACAUCCACACUAAAAACCUUUAGACCUCACAGCCGCUAUCCAUUUGCAACAACAAUAGGAGGGAGCGUAGACUCACGACUACUAACUCGACUUCAUAUGGGAAUUUCCCAUCAAUUGGUAUGGGCAUCUGUAGGAUUAUCUCUUCUUAGCAAACCCUUCCAAAAAGAAAAAUACUAAUAGGAGAAAAACACAAGCGGAUGAUGUCCAAAUGUGGAGGGGUCAUAACGGUAAAUAGACAAUAAAAGCCCUCCUCACAGUCACUAGCAGGUGGUCUAGCGUCACACAUCUCCUUUAUUAACGGCUUCAUCAUUGCUCAGAUAAACGUACUGCUACUCCUUCUCUCUCUCCCUCAUUGUUAGUGGAAGACGGAACUCCAAUCUCCAAAGACAAUCACUUAUAGACAAAGCUCAGCUUUCAUGGCUCCUGUUAGUUUCUUGAGUUGAUUCUCCUCUGGUCUCUCUUUCUUUUCUUGCGAUGUUCUUUGUUUAAUGUAUAUCAAAAUCACCAUUACCACAUCCAUCUCUGUAUCAUUUCCAGAUCUAUCAUUAUACUCUCUAAAUCUCUGUUCUAAUUUGUAAUUUUUCCUUUUUAAUCACUUCAUAAUCUCUUCUUCAAAAAUUUUUUAUAUAUAUAUUUUUCACCUUCUUUGUGCUUGGCACUAUUUAUAGAAUCACCAGAAACCUCAUUAUUUUAGUCCGUAUUGAAUUCGCCCUCCAAAACUAGCCAAAAUUACGAAAAUGUCACUACCUUUUCUUUCCCUUUUUCUCGGGGUUUCUGUUUUCGUUCUCUUUUUCAGUCAUUUUGCGGUGGCCGGAGUGGUGACCUGCUCAGGGAUAGUACCGAUGAGGUAUAGGAACGACAAGAUAUCAAUAACGGACUUUGGAGGCGUCGGCGAUGGGAGGACGCUGAACACCAAGGCCUUUAGGGAGGCAAUAUAUCGGAUUCAACAUCUGAGGAGGAGAGGUGGUACGCUGCUCUAUAUACCUCCUGGGGUUUACUUAACGGGGAGUUUCAAUCUCACUAGCCGCAUGACUCUCUACUUGGCUAGAGGUGCCGUUAUUAAGGCCACUCAGGAUUCUUGGGAUUGGCCCUUAAUUGCUCCCUUGCCAUCGUAUGGAAGAGGGAGGGAGCGCCCUGGUGGGAGGUAUAUGAGCUUUAUUCAUGGAGAUGGACUUCAUGAUGUGGUAAUCACAGGUGAGAAUGGGACGAUUGAUGGACAAGGAGAUGUCUGGUGGAACAUGUGGAGGCAGAGAACUCUCCAAUUUACAAGACCUAAUCUUGUUGAAAUUAUAAAUUCAAGAAGCAUAAUUAUAUCCAAUGUGAUUUUCCAGAACUCUCCCUUUUGGAACAUUCAUCCUGUUUAUUGCAGCAAUGUUGUUAUCCAAUUUGUUACCAUCUUGGCCCCACACGAUUCUCCCAAUACUGAUGGAAUUGAUCCAGAUUCAAGCUCUAACGUAUGCAUAGAGGAUUCGUUCAUUUCUACUGGAGAUGAUCUUGUAGCUGUGAAAAGCGGGUGGGAUGAAUAUGGGAUAGCUUAUGGUCGACCAAGCUCUGGCAUCACAAUCCGGCGAGUAAGAGGAUCAUCUCCUUUUGCUGGAAUUGCGGUUGGAAGUGAAACCUCUGGUGGGGUGGAGAAUGUCUUGGCAGAAAACAUAAGCCUCUACAAUAUGGGAGUUGGCAUACAUGUAAAAACAAACACUGGCAGAGGAGGGUUUAUAAGAAAUAUCACAUUUUCUGAUGUGUAUAUGGAAAACGUGCGCAAGGGGAUAAAGAUUGCAGGUGAUGUUGGAGAUCACCCAGAUGACAAUUUCAAUCCAAAUGCUCUCCCAGUUGUUAAGGGUAUCACGCUUAGAAGUGUUUGGGGGGAGAAGGUUCAGCAACCGGGUUCCAUACAAGGCCUGAAGAACUCUCCUUUCACUGCUAUAUGUCUGUCCAACAUCAACCUACAUGGCGUCCCAGGACCAAGAUCUACUCAAUGGAAGUGCUCUGAUGUAAGUGGUGCUGCUCAUGAGGUAAGCCCAUGGCCAUGUUCUGAGCUUACUGCCACACAUCAGGCUGCUUCAUGUUCUGAUCAUAUUUAAUAUUGUGUAAUUCUUUUUUCAUUUCAGUUCAAAAAAUAAAAGUCUUGAAUUUUUCGCACUUAAAAAUGAACGAAUAUUCAUCGGCCACAAGCAAACUAUAAUGACAAAAUCAUUCUACAUUA
This is a messenger RNA of Hevea brasiliensis (rubber tree), 2228 nucleotides long. RefSeq names its product probable polygalacturonase. The record is from RefSeq and is a predicted model, not a curated record. The coding region runs from base 763 to 2106 and encodes 447 amino acids. Lineage: Eukaryota; Viridiplantae; Streptophyta; Magnoliopsida; Malpighiales; Euphorbiaceae. The transcript has 5 exons. Gene Ontology annotation, biological process: carbohydrate metabolic process. Gene Ontology annotation, molecular function: polygalacturonase activity.